Molecule: messenger RNA, 1934 nt
Organism: Phaedon cochleariae (mustard beetle)
Lineage: Eukaryota; Metazoa; Arthropoda; Insecta; Coleoptera; Chrysomelidae
Source: the annotation of a GenBank genome assembly
AGUGUUGUCAACGCGGCAUUGUGCUUCGUCUGGUGGUUCGCAAGGUUCUAUUCGCAGUUCUCGUGAAAUCUCAACCGGCCAUGAUUAUCAACGUUCACAAGUUGCUGAUAACGGCGCAGUCCCUCAUACGACAAGACUUCAUGAUGAAGUAAAUCAAAAAUCUGACCGCAACCAUUUUACUCAAGUACUUCCGGUGUUGAAAAAGGUUGAGAACCUUAUCGAACCAUUUGGGAUUUUGGCGAGAAGAAGAAUAGGAAAGAAGAAAGCAUGGUUGAAGUGGAGAAAUUUGAUACCGUCGAAAAAAUUAAACCGCCAAAGGCAUUACUGGGCAAAAGACAUGUCCAAUACCUUUUACUCUUCAGUGUGAUGGUACUGGCAUACGGUUUGCGAAAUAUCCUGAAUUUGGCUGUCCUUGCGAUGGUCGCAGAUGAUCCACCAGAGGGCGUCGUGACAUACCCCCACUGGGCCGACCAAAAGAACGUCAUCCUAUCCUCCUUCUUCUGGGGCUACGUCCUCACCCAGAUACCCGCAGGCCAGAUGGCCGAGAGACACGGCCCCAAAGUCUUUCUUUCCGCGGCGAUGGCCCUGUGCUCGUUCGCCUCCAUUCUCAUCCCCCUGUUGGGGGCGCAAUUAGGGGUAGCGGGGGUGAUCGCCUGCAGGAUAGUACAGGGGCUGACUCAGGGGUUCGUUUUUCCCUCCAUUCAUCAUCUGAUUAGCGCUUGGGUGCCGCUUUCCAGCAGAGCGAAGAUCGCGGGGUUCGUUUAUGCGGGUGGACCACUCGGUACCGUUUUGGUCAUGCCGAUUGCCGGCCAUUUUUCCGGGUCCACAAUGGGUUGGCCGACCGUUUUUUACCUUCUAGGCGGCGUUGGAUUCCUGUGGACAGCCUUCUUCAUGAUUUUCGGCCUGGACAGCCCACACCUACACAAAACCAUCACCAAAGAGGAACUCAAUUUCAUAGUGGACGGUAUUAAACCGAAACAGAAGAAACUACCGACCCCAUGGAAACAAAUCCUGACAUCCAAACCGUUUUGGGCUAUUCUGAUAUGCCAUUUCGGCGACUUGUGGGGAUUUUGGACUUUGCUCACCGAAAUUCCCACAUACAUGGACAAGAUCCUCAAAUUCGACAUCAAAUCGAACAGUGCUUUGUCCGCCGUGCCUUACUUAGCAUAUUGGCUGUUAAAUUUGGUGAUGAGUCCUAUAGCUGAUUACCUUAUCAGCAAUAAGAUAACCACUGUCGGUGCUAGUAGAAAAAUAUUUAACAGUAUAGGCGUUUUCGUACCAGCAAUCACUCUGUUCGUGCUUUGUUUCAUCGGCUCCGAAUACAGAGCGUUGACCGUCUUUUUGCUGGUGAUCGCUGUCGGUUUCAACACCGCCAUCUUGAUCGGUUUCCACGUCAACCACAUUGACAUUGCACCUAACCAUUCCGGUACCCUGAUGGGUAUCACGAACGCCAUUGGGAAUGUGGCAGCCAUUUUGGCCCCGUUGGCCGUCGAUGUUUUCAAGGCUGUGGGGGAUUACAAAGAGACUGACAAGCAACUCUGGAACGUGGUGUUCCUCACAGCAGCAGUAUUAUUCUCGACGACAGGUCUCUUUUACAACUUUGCAGCCUCCGGGGAGGUGCAACCUUGGAAUAGUCCGGCAGACGACGUCGAAAGUAUCCCGGAGAAAGAACCCAUGUACCGAAACGGCAGAUAACGCAGCUGAGAGUUUUCGAAAUAGGAUAAGAUUCGAUUUGGUUUGGAACCAUGGUAGUGGACUUUGUCGAAGGUCGCUUAGAUACCGAAAAUUUUCGCCAUCAAAUAGUAUACUUUUUGUGUUCGGUGAUUUUAUAGACGGGUACAAUACAGUUCAGUAAAUAAAAUUUUAUUUUGAGCAAUGUUUCGAGACACAUUUUUUUUAUUGAAAAGAGAUGAUAUAAUUUAUUAAAUAUUUUU